AUGAAUUUUGGUAAGUUGCCAAACGAAUUGAAAUACAAAAUAAUCGAAUAUUUGCCUCAUGAUACGUUAAAGGAUCUUUAUGACAUCUUGCCGACUUCAUCUGGAUGGAAAUCGCUUCUAGCGAGUAGACUUUAUAGUCAUAUAUCAAUUUCGAACGAGAAUCCUAUGGAGAACGCUGAUGCCUAUCGAAUUUCUUUCAAGGAGUUAGAACAGCUUGCUUGUGGGGAAAUUGAUGCACAGGUUCAACGUUUGGAUUUCGAAACGUAUCUGGGGACCGCAGUCUUCAAUAAGUAUCUAAACAUGCUAACGAGACUCUAUUCUGAUUUCAUUGCAAACAUUCCCCAGAUUACUUUUAAAGGUUAUCAUUCAUACCUCGAUAAAUUAUUACCUGAAACUUUAAGAAAUAACAUGACUGAGCUCACGCUAAACAUUGCCUUGUCAACUUUCAGCACUGAACAUGACCCUCUUCCACCUAAAUUAGAGGUUUUGCGUUUUUGGGGUCGUGAAUCAACAGCAAAGCUUAAGCUGAUUCCAAAGUCUCUCAGGAGCAUUUCUGUUGACGAUGUUGAUAUCGAUAUACUGUUUCCCUCCGAAUUUGAUGACCAUGGAUCUUUUGUCCGGGACAUGUCGAAAACUUUCCCUGAACCUCUCACCAGCCUAUCGCUUACCGAUUAUUACAAAAUACGUCACAAGACGUUUACAGAUAAGCUUACGUUUUUAUGUAUUCGCGACUGUUACUUUGGUCUGUCUGAAAUAGUAAACACCACUUGGCCAAGAAGUUUGAAAGAAUUGAGAUUAGAGCAACUUUACAUAGAAAACUUGACUGGUGUCGUGUUUCCCCCAUCUCUCGACAUCCUUUCACUUGAAGAUUGCGGUAUAGAGUCAUUCAAGGGUGCUGUAUUUCCAGAGCUGUUGCAAUCUCUUGAUAUUUCCCUUAAUCCAUUUAAAGAUUUGGAUGGGGUCAUUUUUCCCAACUUGAAAAAACUAGAGUUUAGAAAUCAAGAUCUAGUCACUUUGUCUGGAGCUCGUUUUCCAUGGACCUUGGAAAGUCUCGCGGGAACUUUCAAAGGGUAUGAAUCGAACGAAAUGGACCUGCUCCAAAACCUAAGGAAAUUGAGUGGCAGAGUAGACAAUGAAAAUUUUACCUUUCCCUCACAGGUAGAGGAAUUGGACUUAGUGCUAGGAGAGGAUGUGAAUUAUUCCAAGUUACUUUUUCCCAAAACAAUCAAGAAUCUCUCUUUGAAGGGAGGAAAGUCCAGCAACUUUGAUUGGAAACUUCCCCUCCUCGAGGAAUUGCGGCUCGAAGACUUCCACGGCCCUGUUCAAGUUCCACACACUGUGACGAUGCUCAUGCUUAAGUCAGAAUACCACGAUCCUGAUGGAUUGACACUUCAUGAAGGAAUCAGACACUUGGUACUUUCGUGUCAAUUGACACAGUAUCCACUCUCAUUGAGAGAAUUGGAAUUUUGGGAUUUCACAAGUAAGUCUUUAAAUCUUGAUCUUCCCAACUUAAGGAAACUCAAGAUCCGAGCAAUUAGCAAUCAAGUCAUUUUACCUUCUUUCCCCCCGAAGCUAAGAUUCAUUGAUGGCAGCUUCGAUAAUGCAACCAUGGAAAGGUUUUAUUCAUUACAAGGUUGA
This is a messenger RNA of Sungouiella intermedia, 1638 nucleotides long. The record is from the annotation of a GenBank genome assembly. Lineage: Eukaryota; Fungi; Ascomycota; Pichiomycetes; Serinales; Metschnikowiaceae.